Lytechinus pictus (painted urchin) is the source of this 5355-nucleotide messenger RNA. Its product is annotated as bone morphogenetic protein receptor type-2-like. Gene Ontology annotation, biological process: cellular response to growth factor stimulus; BMP signaling pathway; protein phosphorylation. The record is from RefSeq and is a predicted model, not a curated record. The coding region runs from base 1 to 2844 and encodes 947 amino acids. NCBI's taxonomy places the organism in Eukaryota, Metazoa, Echinodermata, Echinoidea, Temnopleuroida, Toxopneustidae. The transcript is spliced from 8 exons. Gene Ontology annotation, molecular function: ATP binding; transforming growth factor beta receptor activity. Gene Ontology annotation, cellular component: signaling receptor complex; plasma membrane.
AUGUUAGGCUGCCGUCAGAAGUCACAUGGUUGUUGGGGGAAUGAGGCCAGGUCUCUGAAUUGCAACCAAGAGAACUGCACUGCCCACAGCAAGCCGAGUGAAUACCUGGUCCGUACCAAAAACCAGACUAGCAGGAUCUGCUGCUGUGCCGGAGACUACUGCAAUAGAAACGUGUCUGAUGCAUACGUCCCUCUGCCCUCCACAAAGCCAACAGUCACUCAGUACAAAGUGAUAUCAGACAAAAUGAAUUACGACAUGGAGAGAACUAUUCUCAUUGCUGUCAUCCCCAUCUUCUGUGUCUCGGUUGCCAUAGCAAUCAUGUACUUCAUCUUCCGCAUGAGGCUGCAGCGCUCCACCAAGGCCCAAAUGAGCCAGUUGCCCAUGUUGGAAGCCCCUCCCCCAGAGCCAACCUUUGACCUUGACCAGCUAAAGAUGAUGGAGCUUGUUGGGCAAGGAAGAUAUUGCAAUGUUUAUCGGGCUGCUCUGAGUGAGAAGGAGAUUGCUGUGAAGGUGUUCACAGGAUCCUCCAAGCAGUGUUACAUGAAUGAGCUUGACAUCAUGGGUCUUCCCCAUAUGGAGCACUCCAACCUUCUCCAGUAUGUUGGAUCUGGAGAUCGCAUGGGGGAGGAUGGAUGGGUGGAGCACCUCCUGGUGGUGGAGAUGAUCUCCAGGGGAUCCCUCAUGUCAUACCUGAGGGAGAAUAGCUACGACUGGCACACCAUGUGCAGGCUGGCUCAAACCACUGCUGCAGGAUUAGCACAUCUGCAUCAGGUCAUAGACACUCCAGGUGGCCUCAAACCAGCUGUUGUUCAUCGAGACAUCAACAGUCGUAAUGUGUUAGUGAAUGCUGAAGGUAAUUGUAUCAUUGGUGAUUUUGGCUUUGCCAUGAAGGUCUGUGGAUCCAGUGUGGUUGGAGAGGCUGAUGGUGACAAUAGUACCAUCACUGAUGUGGGAACAGUACGCUACAUGUCUCCUGAGGUUCUUGAUGGUGCCGUCAAUCUAAGAGACUGUGAGUGCGCCCUCAAGCAGGUGGAUGUGUACGCUCUCGGACUUGUCAUCUGGGAAAUUGCAAUGAGAUGUAAAGAUCUAUAUCCCAGGGAUGAAAUAGGUAACUAUCAGAUGCCCUUUGAAGAACAAGUUGGGCUUCAUCCAACAUUUGAAGACAUGCAGGUCUUAGUGUCAAGGGAGAGGAAGAGACCUCAAUUCCCUGAUGCAUGGAAACAGAACAGCCAGGCUCUAAGAAGUCUGAAAGAGACCAUCGAAGACUGCUGGGAUCAUGAUGCAGAGGCUAGACUUACUGCACUGUGUGUUGAGGAGCGCAUCAUUGAACUGAUGGUUCUUUGGGACAAGCACCAUACAGUUAGCCCCACUAUCAACCCCACCACCCAGGGGAAUGCCAUCCCUACCCACACCAUGACAGACUACACUGCCCGACCAAUGGAUAUCAUUGCUACAGAGUAUCCGGGUAUUGCUAGACUGGCUGAUGGUACAAUGAUUGCUGUAAGAAGCAACGGUCAGCCUGUGCUUGGUGCAGCCAGUGAUACGUCUGGUACGGCAAGUGAUACAAAGAACCAUCAUGGCCUUCAGUCAUCAGUGAGCAGUGGUUUGGAGAAGAACGAGCGCUUACGACUCCUGUCUCCAGAUACCAUCAGUACCAGCCUUUCCUCACAAUCAGACCUCAAUCUUAUUGAUCUGACUGCAUCGGCUCCACCAGUCGAUCCAAAGAACUUGCAUCAUUCUGAUGACAGCAUUGAGAGGUACACCACUGAUCUCAAGUAUGGUCCUUCACAGUCAGGACCCAAGUACUGUGAUGGCUUUAGUGAACCUUCCACCUCUCCUAGUAGGCCUUUGGUUGUGAAUGAAAUGAGGGCAGGACUGAGCAAGGAUCAAAUGACAGACAAUCUAUCUCAUGGAAUGGGAAAGCUGAAGAACAAAUCCUCAAGUAUGCCAUCCUGGAAUCACAUGAAUGGAGUUGAUCCUCGCUCACGUGCUGUGAAGCAGCCGGUCAAUAAGGCCAAAUUAGACACUAACCUGCAUCGCCAGCAGGCAAGGAGUACCAGUCCCAAGCAGCCCAAUCAGAAUAAAUAUGAUGCAUCAGAAAGUUCUGGAGCCAGCAGUGAAGGGGCUAGUGUGAGUAGAGUAUCCCCUAAUAUAAACAUACGUCCUAACAGCUUGCCUCUUCAGUCUACUCACAGGGGAUCAAAGAAAAAGCUGAUGGCUGUCUAUAUCCCCAAAGCUGGCCCUACCACCAAAGUCCAGACAGGCAUUGCAAAGAUGGAUAGUGUGGCACCUUCCUGCCAUCAGGUCAAAAUGGCAGCCAACACCCACAAGCACCAGCAGCCAGCUCAUAAUGUUGUGGAAAAGCUACAACAUGGAAAUGUACAAAAUCUAGAACCAGGAGCAGAACGUCCCCACUCAUGGGCUUGUGAUAGUUCGUCCAGUAGUGACCAUUCACACGAGAUUGAUCGAAGAAAUGGAAAUGCUUCAGGCUCCACAUCGUGCAUAGCGAAAGGAGACAAUGGCAAGAGAAAGGUAACUCCUUUCCGACUUCUCACAGAGAAACUGUCCAUCCACAAAGGAAAGGACAAGAAAGAUCCCAAGGAUCAUACUGACUGCAAUGGAGUAAACAACCAGAAUCCUGGAGAACUCAAUGUGAACAACAAUGCAAAGGCUGUAGCUCCUCAGACCUUGGCCAAUGGUAGUGACAAUGACUCUACUGUAUGUUCAGACCUGAGUAAUGGACAUGCUGGCGUAACUCUUAAUGGUGAUGCCUAUCCUUUGAAUGGUAAACUAGUCAAUGGCAGUGCAAAGCUUCAAGCUAACUUUGAACUAGAAUGUGUUUAAGUGAUUGGAGCAUGGUUAUUCAGCUGUACAAAAAAGCUUUUAUAAGUAUAAAAGUAGCCACAAGUCUGUUUUCACUCGUUAAUAUAUUUUCAAAACAUUUAAUUUGAAUAUUGGCUGAUUGAUGCUUUGCAGUGAUAAGUAUAAUUCUUUCACUUUGCAUAUAGUACUCUUGUAAGUAAGCUUUUGCAAAUGCUACUUUAAUAAUUGAAAUAUAUAAUUUUUAACAAUUUAUUUGACAAAUUUAUAAUGUACCUGUAUGCAUAUGUAAUAUUUACUGAAAUCUGAGAGUAUAUGUCUUUUCUCAAUUUUUAUGAUAAUGUUUAAAUGUAUAUUGAUGGAAAUGGGUUAUAUUGGAUAAAAUGUGCAUUGCAUAUGUUAUUCCUAGGGCCUUGCUCUAUCUGGGAUUUGCGUCAGUUUUCAAAUAUGUAGCUUAGAAUUUCUUUGUGCUAUUAUACUGUAUGAUAUAUACAUGUAUAUUUCUUUGUCAUGGUGAUAUGAGUUUCAUGUUGGUGUGCUAUAUAUGCUUGAGUUUUUACACUGUUUUAAAUUAGAAAAAAAAAUCAUUAGAAUUAUGUGACAUGAUUCCUAGCUCAUAAAAAUGCAUUGCAUGUUACAUGGUGAGGGAAAACAUACAAAAUAAUUUCUAUUCAAAUUUAAAAGUUAAUAUUUCAAUAUUAGGGGGGUGUGAAAUGGACUGUGAAAGACUGCAUAUAUUGAUUUUAAGGGGCUGUCAUCCCUAGAUGUUUAAGCCAGUGUACAUGUAUACUGAAUUGCUGAUGUACGUAGACUAUGGCCAGCAGCUUUCUUUAUCCAAUUUCUUGAAAAAUUGCCUUUUGUUAACAAUACAAAAUUACAAAAUGAUCCUUCAUAUCAAUUAUCAAGAAUAUCAAUUAUUGAUAUUUUGUGUUAACAAAAUGCAAUUCUUGAUAAGAAUGGAACCUUUGAUAUCAAGAAAUGUAAUUAAUGGACAAAAAGGCUGGCCAUAUGUACAUACAGUAUGUCAGCAUAAGCUUGCUAAAAACCUCCAUGUAUGACACCCCCUUUAGAUACUCAAUUCAAACACAUUUUGUUAAGGAAAAAUUGUUUUAGAAGUUAUUUGAAUAAUUGAAUUGAUCAUUUCAAUUAUUUUACGAAAAAGUCAGUGGAAAAGUUAGUGAAAUCUUCUUUUCCAUGUACAUUUUCAGGACUCUUGGAUAGUAUAAGGUAAUGUAAAUCAAUUUUGUCUUUAUUUUAGUUAUCACAACUCAACAUAACCUUUAACCUAAUAAGACUGGGAGGGGGAGGGGGGGGGUUGAUUCAGCCCCCUCAACAUUUUUCGUGAUUAAUCUGCCACGCAAAAUGUUUUGACUGCGUCACUCACUGACUUUUUACAUUCAAGUCUUGCACAACUUUUGAGAUGAAAAUUGUGUCUCCUGGUUACACGGUUCCGAAAUUUUCACAACAUUUUGUUAGUGCUUGCAGACACAAAAUGGCUAAAAAAUGUGAAUUCGUGUACAAAUCCAAUGCAAAUAAUGAUUUCAGCCAAAAUUCAUAAAUGCAUGUAUCAUUAUUUUUCCUUUUACUUAUCAAAAUAAAUUAAUACCAUCUUGUUUAUGGUCAAAAUUAAGUUCAUGACAAUUUCCAUUGAAAAAAAAAAUAAUAAGUAGAAAAACAAAGAAAUGCAUGAGAAAUUUAGAAAACAACAAAAUGAAUGUACAUUUUGAUCAGAUUCCUAUAAAGGGUUUGUGAACCAAAAAUUAUAAUUUAAGGGGCAUUAUUUAGUAUAAUCAGAGCAAACUUUUGAUUUUACACAUAAAUUAGCAUGAUUAAUUAGCCAUUAAUUUUCGCUGCGAUCGCAUGAUUGACGGCCGAGAUCAUGAUUCAGCCCCCCCCCCCCACCCCCUUCCCCCAGUCUUCGAAAUAGCCCAGUCUAUUUAGGGUUUAAAAAUGAUAUAUCUAAGUAUUCUAUUGCAUACGCCCAUUAUCAAUGGUAAAUAAAUCUGCUCUGGUAGUACUUAUAGUAAGUUAUCAUUUCAUUCAAUAAGUUGCUAUCAUUGUAAAUAUGCCCAUAGAUUUUUUUUAUAAAUACAUGUAUAUACACUGUAUAUGAUUCAAUGAAAUUCAUCGUGGAAAUGUACUAAUUUUUGUUCAUGUAGCUUUUAUUGACCUUUUGUUUACUUUGUCUUUAAUUCACAAAAUGUGUGAUUUUUUAUACGUACUAAACUUCUUCAUAAUAUAUGCAUCGAUCUUCACACCUUUUUGAAAUAUAUUCCACAUUUUACUAUGUUUUGUAACUUUAUCAUAACAUCAUUUCACAUGAUUUUAAAUAGCCUUCAUGUAUAAUUAAUGCUAUUAUUGCUUGCAAGAUUUUCAUGAGUGAAGAGAUUGUUGUACACAAUGCACAUUUGGCACUUAAAUUAUCUGCAUUGUUUUACCUGUAUUGCAAUAUUUUUCAACUUAAAUUGGAAAUGAGCUCUACAUGUACACAAAAUAUCGACUUCUUUGAAUAAAAAAUUAAAUUAGAAAUUAUAA